AUGAAGGCCUCAAUCAUCGCAUCUCUUCUCGCCGCCGGUGUUGCCCUUGCCGCACCCGCCCCCAUUUCCGCCUCCAACGUCGAAAAGCGCGCAGAACCUUCGAUCCUCGCCUGCAACGACCGCAACUUCAGCGGAUAUUGCCAAACCAUCUCAUCCCCGGCCAGCGAGUGCGAUAAAUGGUUGGUUGGCGAUUUCGACGAUCAGAUCAGCUCUGUCAGACCUGAUGAGAACAGCUUCUGCUACUUUUUUGUCGACCGCGACUGCUCUACCGACGGCGAUUUCUUCCAUGUUGGAUAUCCAGGUGUUGCGGAUCUCUCGGUGACGCCGGUUAAUGGCCCUGAGGGGAGCACCAGGGAUUUCGAGAACAAGAUCAGCAGCUACUUUUGUGUUCCUAAUGCGUAG
Periconia digitata is the source of this 402-nucleotide messenger RNA. Lineage: Eukaryota; Fungi; Ascomycota; Dothideomycetes; Pleosporales; Periconiaceae. The record is from the annotation of a GenBank genome assembly.